Messenger RNA from Botrytis sinoallii, 1056 nucleotides. RefSeq lists its product as uncharacterized. Lineage: Eukaryota; Fungi; Ascomycota; Leotiomycetes; Helotiales; Sclerotiniaceae. Bases 1 to 1056 code for a protein of 351 amino acids. The record is from RefSeq and is a predicted model, not a curated record. The transcript is spliced from 6 exons.
AUGUGUUUGAUGAUAAUAUGUAUAAUUGUGAGAGCUUGGGUGGUAUUUUGGAUUAUGCGACCUGUGAAGCUGAGGUGGAGUGAUACCGCCACAGGUAAUGGAACUUUCGGGCUUCAUAAUUGGGAUUUUCCAGUUUCGCAACUAUUAUCCUACCGCAAUUUGAUUACAACUGGUCUAUUACCAUGGCUCACUCCUCUCACUCUGGGCUUAGUGAAGACAACCAUAUUUUUGACAUAUAUGGAAAUAAUCCGUAGCAUGAAGUGGAUGAAGAUGGCGUGUCUAAUCGGGCUUUCAUUCACCGUCGUAUGGUAUUCUGCGAUUACCAUUGCCGGGAUAUGCUUGGCUGUUCCACUGGGCGGCGAAGGAUGGGUGAAGCACCUGUUCACCUCACGUAUGAUUCAACAAAACGCUCUUAGCAUCCCGACGGCUGUAGUUGGCUUAGCCAUUGAUUGUUAUCUAUUCGUUUUACCGAUAAUUGCACUCAAUAAAUUGAAGAUGACUCGGAGGAAGAAGUUAGGUGCAGGGUUGAUCUUCGCCACUGGAUUCUUUGCUAUUGUAGCAUCAGUAAUGAGCGUUGUGUAUCGUGUUAUUCACGGUAGUGCACACGGGGACAACACUUGGUGGUUGGUACCUAUAAUGUCAGUUACAAUUACCGAAACGUUCAUUGGCUUUAUCAUUGCUUGUGCCUGGCAUUUUUCAAAAUUCCUGCGCACAUAUGAGCAGUCUUUUUUGAGAGCUGGCUUGAUAACCACAAAUUUGUUUUGCUGCAGAUGCAAAGGUUCUCGGGGUGAGAACUCUGUUGACCCCAAAAGCAGUGAAGCAUCCGAUACGGUGGAUGAUUCAAAGGUACCUCGAGAAAAGGUUAAGCCAGCUCCAAAAAUGUAUCCCGGUCUCGAUCUUACGUCUCGUGGUGGAACCGUAUUGGUGACAGAAUUGGAUAAAAAUGAGAACAUUCCGAAUAGAAAAGAAAACCAGAAGGUCGACAGUAGCAUGGAACAUGCUCAGGCUGAGGAGAGUUCCACGAUAGGCGAAAAUACGAUAUCACCAACAAGGUGA